Messenger RNA from Chanos chanos (milkfish), 2049 nucleotides. RefSeq names its product LIM domain and actin binding 1a (gene lima1a). Lineage: Eukaryota; Metazoa; Chordata; Actinopteri; Gonorynchiformes; Chanidae. The transcript has 11 exons. The record is from RefSeq and is a predicted model, not a curated record. Bases 1 to 2049 code for a protein of 682 amino acids.
AUGGCUGUUAGUUCAUUCAGUAGAAGACACUGGGCCUCCCAGUCCCUGCGUGUCACGGCCAAAGAACUCUCCAUAGUUGGCUCUCGCGGCAAAAGCACUGCCAUCGCUGAACGCUUCUCCAAGUACCAAAAGGCUGCAGAGCAGACCAACUCAGACAAGAAGAAAGCUGUGGAGAACAUCCCGUCUUCUGUGUGCCAUGGCAACCUGAGUGUGCUGAAGAAGCGUUGGGAGCAGCCGUCAAUCUCAUCUCCUCCUGCGUCGGAUCCCAAACCAAAACCCAGAGUUCAGGAGAAGCAUCCAGAAAGGGUCGAGACUUCUGACGGACCACAGACGUCCACAGAUCCCACUCUGACCUGCAGACCUGUUCCUGAGCUGGCAGACCACGUCCCAGCACGGCACCUCAGCACCACGUUUCAGCCUUCAGAAACACUGCCAAACAACCAGGCAAAGUCUCCAGACAUCCCAGCCCUGCCCGCAGAGACCGCACCUCACACUGUCUGCAACGGAGAGCCAGAGAUGGAGAAGAGAGAAGAGAUGGAGGUGGACGGCCCUGAAGCUCCAGGAGGAACCAGUGUGACCAUCGAGAAGUCGAGUGUGCCCCUCAACAGUCUGAAGAUGAUGUUUGAGAAAGGGGACAGCACACAGAACAAGGUGUCUAGGGAGCCUCUCAAGUCUGGAGGGAGUGUCUCCUCUGAGAACAUGGAUGUUGAUGAUAAAGGGCCUGAUGGAGCAGACAAAGUGGUGGAGACCAUCCCGUUGAAGAACAGAAUGGCCUUGUAUCAGGCGGCUGUAUCCAAACUGGAUUCUCCCUCAGUGAGUUCUAGUGAAUCAGUUGAGUCAGAGCUGCGUAGCUACAGUCUGAAGCAGAAGGAGAACGUGCCUCCAGAGUCAGUGGACACGACUCAGACCACUGCAGGCCAAAACAGGAAGGCCUUAUCCACAGACAGUAAUGGUUCCAGUGCGAAUAGUCCUGUGUCUAAUCAAACCCAGCCAAAAGCCGUAAGGAAAUUCUGCCCGCCCAUGCGGGAGACCUGUGUGGCCUGCCUGAAGACUGUAUACCCUCUGGAGCGACUGGUGGCCAACCAGCAGAUCUAUCACAACACCUGUUUCCGCUGUACUCACUGCAACACUAAACUGAGCCUUGCGAACUAUGCCUCUUUGCACAACAGUGUCUACUGUAAGCCUCACUUCUGUCAGCUGUUCAAGGCAAAGGGCAACUACGACGAGGGCUUUGGCCACCGCCCACACAAAGAGCUGUGGGAGCCCCGGGGGGAGGAGGCGGAGGAGCAGGUGAAGGAGAUGCCGACAGAGAAGGUGAGCAGCCCCACGGUAGAGGAGUCUCUGGCGAAGGUCAACGUGGUGACCUCCUCUCUGCAAAGCCCAGUUGAGUCCUCUCAGGAAAUGCUGGAGAAGCCUGUAGAGACGGGCAGGCUGAAAAUCACCUGGCCCCCCAAGACAGAUGGGAGUGCCAGUUCACAGGGGACCAGUCCAGCUGCCGAGGGAUACCCCAGCGUCCGGCCCGUCCGGCCCAAGUGGCCACCGGAGAGUGAGAGGCCAGUGCCCAGCCCGGAACACUCUGAGCUGUCCAGCCUACGGCGUUCCUCGUCGCUUAAGGACCGUAGCAAACCCUUCUGCAUCAGCAGCUCUGUCUCCGCUCCCACCCUGCAACCCGACACCAUACAGCCCCUAAAACCUGACACCACAGAGAUGGAAAACGAAGAGGAAAAGGAAAAUGCAAGGAGAAGGCAGGAAGAAGGGCCAGCAGAGGAAGACAUGCUUGAGGAAAACGAGACCGAGAGGGAAGAGCAGGAGGAAGAGGAAGAGCAGGAGGAAGAGGAAGAGCAGGAGGAAGAGGAGGAUCAGCAGGCCUCUCCUGGAUGCCGAGCGACCUCACCACCUUCCUCUCCCAUACCAGAAUCUGAACAGAACGUGGCCUCAGACAUGGCCAGUCUGGACGGGGAGGGGACAGAGGAGCAUGAUGCCUCUGUAGAAGACCUCAUCAAGAGGAACCGUUGUUAUUCCGACGAUGAGGAGGAGAACGAGGACUGA